CUUUCGCAGAGUUUUGUAAUAUUUCAGAUUUCUGCUAGAUAUCUAAACCAAGUGUGACAAGAAGAAAAUAUGACUCACCUGGAUUACAACUAAGCCGGGAAAAAUAAUAAGCUUUUUUCAAAGAUGUCAAACUGGAACUUCUCCUGGAAUUACGUGUGCCCGUCCGGUUUGCGGCCGUGGGCAAACGACAAUAACGAACUGGCACCAUGUUUUCAGGAAAUUUGCCUGCAACUUCCAAUCCUUGUGUUAUUUUCUGUGUUUUCUUCCUUCUACUACGGGACUAUACAGCGGUCAGUGUUUCGUGAUGCGACGCAGAUACGAUUACUGCGACUUCGGAUUGCUGCUGCCGUAGGUUUGGGAAUUGUACCGAUAAUUAAACUAUUUUACGUUAUUCGUAUUCAUGGACAAAUCUAUCCCAUCGAUGUCCUAUUGACGUGUGUUCAGUUUUUGGCUUGGGCAGUGCAUAUUGGAUUUCUUGGAAGUUCGUUCCGACGAGGAACUCUAAGCCAUCGUGGACCAUUGGUGAUAAUUGUGUUAUGGACUUCGUUACUAGCACUAUCUGCUAUAUGGGUCCAUACCAAUAUUCGAUCAGAUUAUUGGGCGUGGUAUGUAGGUGAUUUACUGCUUUAUGUCGCAUACGGGUCGACUUUAAUUGCUCCUGGAAGUGCUAACUACCUGCGUGUGCAGAGAACAGUAGAUGAUGAACAGCAAGCUUUGUUGUCGAAUACCUAUACCAGAUUUCUGGAAGAAAUUGAUGAAACUGCCUUGGGACCAAUUCAGGACGACGCGAACUGGCUGUCUAAACUCAUUUUCUACUGGGUCACCCCAUUGAUAACAAAGGGUGUAGCUGGAAAAUUACGGAAAAGUGACGACUUGUUUGACCUGCCCGAGUGUCUCAAUAUGAACCAGAUUGUCGGAAAACUCCAGAGAUACUUGGAUUGUACCUAUUCGCUUUUCAAGUCCUUGCACAAAAGUUUCGGUUGGGAAUUUUACCUUAUAGGUAUUCUUCGCUUGUUGGCUGAUUUAUCCGGUUUUGCUGGACCUAUCCUGCUGGGAGGAUUACUACGCAGCGAAAACCAUAGUAAUGGUACUAUCAUUCAUUCGAACGACUGCGAUAACUGCAAUGCAAUGGAUAUACGACCCUACUACUAUGCUCUAGGUCUGCUGAUAUCCACACUAAUAAGCUGCUUCGCUGGAGUGCAUUUCAAUUGGCGAAUGACGCUAGUUUGCACGAAAAUGCGCAUGAGUUUAGUCACUGCAAUCUAUCGAAAGUCGUUAACGGCGAAAGGACUACAAAAUGCCAAACCGGAUAUUCUUAACCUGAUGUCAACCGACACCGACCGAAUCGUGGGAUCGUGCAUUAGUUUCCAUUCAAUGUGGAGCAUCCCGUUUCAGUUGUUCACCACUCUGUACUUGCUUUAUACACAGCUUGGUCUGGCAUUCCUAGCCGGGGUUGCAUUCGCUAUUCUUCUCAUACCAGUAAAUCGUAAAAUUGCUAUGAAAAUCGGACAACUUUCGCAAGGUCUAAUGACGGCAAAAGACGCUCGCAUUUCCAUCACUACUGAAACGAUCGCGGGUGCAAAGCAUAUAAAACUAAAUGCCUGGGAGGACGUAUUUAUCGAUAAAAUCGAACGCAUCCGUCGCGAGGAAAUAGGAUUUCUUUCCAAGCGAAAGUAUCUGGAUGCAUUGUGUGUAUAUUUUUGGGCUACCACGCCGGUUUUAAUGUGUUUGCUAACGUUUGGAACUUCGGUGUUGAUAGGCAAUACACUCACGGCUGCCACAACCUACACAAGCGUGGCGCUACUAAAUAUGUUGAUUGGACCGCUGAAUGCAUUUCCUUGGGUACUCAAUGGUUUGACCGAAGCAUGGGUUUCGCUCAAACGUGUCCAGCAGUUGAUUGAUCUCCCGGACAUCAAUCUGGCAGAGUACUACACACCAUUACAUGCAACAGACACAACGUUUUCCAACGCAUCUCGUCUCCCAGUGGUUAUUGCCAUCAAAGAUGGUCACUUUGAGUUUGAGACAAAACGUAGUCGAAGCGAACGUAAUCUCGUGCAGGAGGAUAUUCGCGAUUUCAGUUUCAACAAUUUGAACCUUCAAAUUCGGCAAGGUGAAUUAAUCUGUCUGGAAGGUCCCGUGGGGGGUGGUAAAACAUCACUUCUUCAGCUAUUGCUAGCAAAUAUCAAGCGCACACAGGGUGUAGUGGCACUCGCAAACCCAGACGACGGUUUCGGGUACGUGGCACAAACACCUUGGCUGCAGCGAGGCACGAUUCGGGAGAAUAUUUUGUGGGGCGAAAUGUACGAUGAUACACGUUACAAAGCGGUUAUUUAUGCUUGUGCCUUGAACUAUGACUUGAAUUUGCUGAAAGGCGACAGUACUGGAGUUGGAGAACAGGGAAGAACAUUAUCCGGAGGACAAAAGGCCAGAAUCGCCCUGGCGAGAGCGAUUUAUCAGGAAAAGAAGAUUUACCUGCUGGAUGAUAUUCUAUCGUCUUUGGAUGCCCACGUUGCGACACAUAUCGUACGACACUGUAUUUUUGGUCUGUUGAAAGAUAAGACACGAAUCGUUGUAACCCAGCAUCCAGUGAUUCUUAACCACUCAAAUCAAAUACUGCACGUGGAGAAUGGCGUCGUUAGUCAAAGCGAUAUCACUAGUAACACUUCCAUGGUAAGCGAUUUUGAAGACGAUAGCGACAGUAUGUUACACUGUUUAAACGUUGACUAUGAGCCACUGUCACCCAAAGAUGAAGACAACAAGAGUCUUGAUAGUGUGAUGGCGGACGAGACCCGCGAAUUUGGCCACCUGGAUAAAAAAGUAUUGGGAGCUUAUUGGCGCGCAAUGAGUCGUUCGCUUGGUUUUUGGGUUAUUUUCGCGGUUCUUUUAAUGCAGUUAUCUCGAAACCUCACAGAUGCUUGGUUGGCGUAUUGGGUUGGCACUUCUACGCCAAGUAAUUUUCCGGUUCCAAACAAUAGCACCGUGUCUGAUAUGAUUCUGUUGAACGACAAAUGGAGCCUAUCCUAUGUUCGCAGCUUGCUAGCAAUGGCACGGGAUUUCCUAGCGUCAGUCGGUAAAGGAAUCGACCAUCGAUCCGCACUAGCAGUUGAGCUACAACAGGAAUCCUAUUUCGAGGAACCUGACAAUCGUACGUUAACGUUUUACUAUCUUGGAGUUUACAGUGCUUUGGCGGUUGGAAAUUCUAUCAUAACAUUCGUACGUGCGUUCUUGUUUGCAUACGCUGGCAUAAAAGCAGCAAAGUGUAUGCAUGACAAGCUACUUAAAAGCGUUAUUUAUACGAAAUUUCAAUUUUUUGACGUCGCUCCACUAGGUCGCAUCCUAAACCGCUUUUCAUCGGAUGUUUAUACAAUCGACGAUUCACUCCCAUUCAUUUCAAAUAUUUUACUGGCACAAUUUUUCGGUCUUCUGGGGGCUAUUGCAAUUAGCCUGUACGCAAUGCCAUGGCUAGGUUUGCUCAUCGUUCCACUGUGCCCAAUCUACCUUACACUGCAAAAUCAGUAUCGCUUCGCCUCCAGAGACAUAAAACGGUUAUCCAGUAAUGCAUUGUCUCCGCUUUAUGCACAUUUCACCGAAACGUUGCAAGGCAUGGAAACAAUAAGGGCUAUGCGUGGUGAAGCACGGUUUAAGCGGGACUUUAUUUUUAAACUCGGCGAAAGUAUCAAAGUGCAGUUGUCGGCUGCCGCAGCCCAGCAAUGGCUUGGAUUGAGGCUUCAGCUGCUCGGAGCAUUUCUGGUCGGUGGAACAGGAUUGCUGGCCGCGAUAACUUCCGCCCAUUUAACCUCACCGGAAAUGGUGGGUUUGGCCAUUUCAUAUGCCCUUUCUAUUACCGGAUUGCUUUCCGGGCUGUUAAAUGCCGUUUCAGAGACUGAACAGGAGUUUGUAGCGGUUGAACGAGUCAAUCAAUAUUGUGAACUAGAACGUGAAGUCAACUACGAAGGUUCGGCAGAUCCUCCAUUUGGUUGGCCAUAUCAAGGCGUUGUGAUAUUUGACCACGUGGGUUUACGUUACCGUGAGCAUCUGCCGUACGCAGUGAAAGGAAUUUCGUUGCACAUAUCGUCGUGUGAGCGAAUAGGCAUUGUAGGCCGAACUGGAGCAGGAAAAAGUUCCGUAUUAGCUUCCAUGUUGCGAGUUGUUUCCCUUUCUCAGGGAACAGUUACGAUCGAUAAUGUCAAUAUUGCUACGUUACCUCUAGAUGUAGUUCGAAGUCGAAUUGCUGUCAUUUCACAGGAUCCGUUUCUGUUUAACGGAACUAUUCGUGAAAACCUGGAUCCACGUGGUCUUCAUCUGGACUCCGAAAUAUGGGAAGCAAUCACUCGCUGCUUAGCUAGUCCUCUGGUUCAGGCGCUUGGGGGUCUUAACGCCCGCCUUACGACCAACGGAUCAAAUCUUUCCGCAGGUCAAAAACAAUUGCUUUGCCUUACUAGAGCCUUACUAAAAAAAUCAAAAAUCGUUUUAAUCGACGAAGGCACGGCAAAUCUAGACUACGAGUCAGAAUCCGCCAUCCAACUGGUAUUGAAAAACGCUUUUCGCGGUCGGACUGUGAUAUUAAUUGCUCAUCGACUGAAUGGACUGCAAAACACUGAUCGCAUCGUCGUGAUGAAAGAUGGAGAAAUAGCCGAACAGGGAGCGCCACCACAGCUGGCUCAAAACUCAGACUCACUUUUCCAUUCGAUGCUACAGGAGCAACAGAAUACAGACUUUUUUAACCAUUAGACUUCUCUUUAAACCUGUAUCAACAGUUUAAAACUAGCCGCUAUGUUAGAUCCAAUUGAGCAAGACACGUAAACAGUUUUAAAUGUUGAAUAUUCAUUGUAAGAAAUGUCUUACUUUUUAUUAGUAUAUACUUUAUUGUAAGUAAUGUGUAUAGUUUAGAUUGUUUAUGUAAGCAUUAAACUCAAUUGUUACAA
This is a messenger RNA of Sabethes cyaneus, 4925 nucleotides long. RefSeq names its product ATP-binding cassette sub-family C member 10. The record is from RefSeq and is a predicted model, not a curated record. Gene Ontology annotation, cellular component: membrane. NCBI's taxonomy places the organism in Eukaryota, Metazoa, Arthropoda, Insecta, Diptera, Culicidae. The transcript has 4 exons. Gene Ontology annotation, molecular function: ATP binding; ABC-type transporter activity; ATP hydrolysis activity. Gene Ontology annotation, biological process: transmembrane transport. Bases 124 to 4731 code for a protein of 1535 amino acids.